This is a messenger RNA of Rangifer tarandus platyrhynchus (Svalbard reindeer), 1776 nucleotides long. Lineage: Eukaryota; Metazoa; Chordata; Mammalia; Artiodactyla; Cervidae. The record is from the annotation of a GenBank genome assembly.
AUGUCUGCAGUGCCUUGUCAUGAUUUGAUUGUGUUUCUCUUCGCCCACUACAAGGGCUUGCUGGCAGGCUUGCCGGAAGCUCUGACAGGAGGGGCAGCACAGAAGCCUCCGGGAAAGGAGGGAAGGCGAGAAACGGAGGCUCUACCAGGCAGGUCCAGUGACUGCUCUCCCGCUGCAGUGGGGUGGCUGGACGCCCUCGACGGGCAGCGUCACAUGUCCUUGCUCGUUCUUCUGUCUGUGCACACGAGGGCAAACUUCCUUGAUAACAUGCUUCUGCGAAGUUCAGGAAAAUUAAAUGUGGGCACCAAGAAAGAGGAUGGUGAGAGUACAGCCCCCACCCCUCGUCCAAAGAUCUUGCGAUGUAAAUGCCACCACCACUGUCCAGAAGACUCGGUCAACAAUAUUUGCAGCACAGAUGGAUAUUGUUUCACGAUGAUAGAAGAAGAUGACUCUGGGAUGCCUGUGGUCACUUCUGGAUGUCUGGGACUAGAAGGCUCAGAUUUUCAGUGUCGGGACACUCCCAUUCCUCAUCAGAGAAGAUCCAUUGAAUGCUGCACAGAACGGAAUGAAUGUAAUAAAGAUCUACAUCCCACGCUUCCUCCGCUGAAAAGCAGAGAUUUUGUUGACGGACCUAUACACCACAAAGCCUUACUUAUAUCUGUGACUGUGUGUAGUUUGCUCUUGGUCCUCGUCAUUUUAUUCUGUUACUUCAGGUAUAAAAGACAAGAAGCUAGACCUCGGUACAGCAUUGGGUUAGAACAGGAUGAAACUUACAUUCCUCCGGGAGAAUCCCUGAGAGACUUAAUUGAGCAGUCGCAGAGCUCGGGGAGCGGAUCAGGCCUCCCUCUGCUGGUCCAGAGGACGAUAGCAAAGCAAAUUCAGAUGGUGAAACAGAUCGGAAAAGGUCGCUAUGGGGAAGUUUGGAUGGGAAAGUGGCGUGGCGAAAAGGUAGCUGUGAAAGUGUUCUUCACGACAGAGGAGGCCAGCUGGUUCCGAGAGACAGAAAUAUAUCAGACGGUGUUGAUGAGGCAUGAAAACAUCUUGGGCUUCAUUGCUGCAGAUAUCAAAGGGACGGGGUCCUGGACACAAUUAUACCUAAUCACAGAUUAUCAUGAGAACGGUUCCCUCUAUGAUUACCUGAAGUCCACCACCCUAGACACUAAGUCGAUGUUGAAGCUAGCCUAUUCCUCAGUCAGUGGCCUGUGUCACUUACAUACUGAAAUCUUUAGUACUCAAGGCAAACCAGCAAUUGCCCAUCGAGAUCUGAAAAGUAAGAACAUCCUGGUGAAGAAAAAUGGAACUUGCUGUAUAGCUGACCUGGGCUUGGCUGUUAAGUUUAUUAGUGACACGAAUGAAGUUGACAUACCACCCAACACUCGAGUCGGCACCAAGCGCUACAUGCCUCCAGAAGUGCUGGACGAGAGCUUGAACAGAAAUCACUUUCAGUCUUACAUCAUGGCGGACAUGUACAGUUUUGGACUCAUCCUUUGGGAGGUCGCUAGGAGAUGUGUAUCAGGAGGUAUAGUGGAAGAAUAUCAGCUCCCCUAUCAUGACCUGGUGCCCAGCGACCCCUCUUACGAGGACAUGAGAGAGACUGUGUGUAUCAAGAAGCUGCGGCCCUCCUUCCCCAACCGGUGGAGCAGCGACGAGUGUCUCAGGCAGAUGGGGAAACUCAUGACGGAAUGCUGGGCUCACAAUCCUGCCUCAAGACUGACAGCCCUACGGGUUAAGAAAACACUUGCCAAAAUGUCAGAGUCCCAGGACAUUAAGCUCUGA